CAAAACGGUUUUUGCGGUCAAAACGAACCGAACCGCGAGUUAAGUACAGAGAUACGUACGACGACAAUCCCGGGCUGUGAACUUAAAAAUUUAUUUUUUUUUACUUACUCCUAGUCAUUUUUUUUGUGAUAACUUAGAAACGAAAAAGAAGAAAAUGAAGGCUAACAGUAUUUAUUUAAUUAGUGUUUUAGUGUGUUUAGGAAUGGGGGUACCAGUCAGAGACACCCCGAAAAAAGCAACAAGACAAGUGAAACAAGAGAAAUUCAUCCCGAAAUUCAACCCGGCCACCUGUAAAAUGGGAAUGAUGGCGAUCUGUAACGACACCCUCACGUAUCCGACGAAAACGAUCCAAAAACUGGUGAAACGAAAGAAAAACUUACAAUUGUUUAGCGAUGUAUCGCUUAUAGAACCGGCCGAAGACGUACCGAUACCGAAGAUGAGAGACAAUUCGGAACCGAAUAAUUUGUGUAGGACCCAAACGGUCACGAUAGUACCGAAAGCCGGGUACGAUUAUCAUUCCGGGGAGCAGAGGUUUAUCAUCAACAUUAAGGAUUAUGUGCAGACGGUCGUAUAUGAAACAUGCGUGGAACCCGAUAAAGAGUGCAUAGACAAAGGAAUAUUACCAUUCGGUCGAGAAACCAUCUGCAAACAAAAAUACAACAUCGUCAGACUAGUCUCUUUAACGAAAGAAGGAAACGUGGAGUACGGAAAGUUCAUGGUACCGAGCACGUGCGUUUGCAGUUAUCUUCAUAACGUACCGACGUUCUUUUAAAGCGGUUUUAAACGAACGAGGAUUUAGGUUCAAAUAAAUAAAAGACGUUUUGACCUUUAUAGAGUCAUCUUCACGACAAAAUAAACCUUUUAAACAAGACAAAUCGAAGCAGUUUUUUUUCCAUGUAUAUAAAUUGGGCAUUUGAUUUCCGAAGGGUGAUUUCAUAAACUUGAAUAGAAAUACUUCUGUUUUAUUUAGACCUCAAUCAUCGUUAAUUUUUUAUUGUACUUUGAGUGAAUUCGAUGAAAAUCUGUAUUUAAUUGACUGGAACUUAUUGGAAAUACCAUGGGGCAUUAAGACACUCAGUAUAUUAAAAAAAAUCAAUGCAUAUGCGGGAUUUUUUCCAGUUUUCCGUACGUUUAUACGAAUUAAACGAACGUUUUUAAUAAUUUUAGAAUCUCAUUUUAAAUAUACGUUAUUUUUGUGUUAUUUAGGAUAAUUUUUUUUAUAUUGAUUCCGUAUAUUUUUUAAUAAACAUUAUUAAUAAAG
Anthonomus grandis grandis is the source of this 1261-nucleotide messenger RNA. RefSeq lists its product as uncharacterized. The record is from RefSeq and is a predicted model, not a curated record. NCBI's taxonomy places the organism in Eukaryota, Metazoa, Arthropoda, Insecta, Coleoptera, Curculionidae. Gene Ontology annotation, molecular function: growth factor activity; Toll binding. The transcript is spliced from 3 exons. The coding region runs from base 155 to 772 and encodes 205 amino acids. Gene Ontology annotation, biological process: innate immune response; central nervous system formation; regulation of Toll signaling pathway. Gene Ontology annotation, cellular component: extracellular region.